GUCACUUCUCUGGGAAGACAAUGGAUUUGUCAGUUGUCCUCGUGAUCUGUCUGGCUCUUAGCUUCCUCUGCGGGGUUUAUCUUUUUUCCCGAAGAAUUGGUAUCCCUGUUGGAAUCUUUGAAUCCUGCAAAUAUGCCCUGACUGCCUUCUCGGUAGAUAUGGGGUUUUGGGGGGGAUCUGUUCUGGAGACAUUAGGGAUAUGCAGCCAAAUCAAAUCUCUCAGAAUUUUACUACCAUUAGGAUCAUUCCAAACCGACUGGAAUCUCUACAUCAGGGAUGAACAUUUUGGUAACGUGCCUGUGAGAAUAUAUGAACCAAAACAUCCCUACACUGAGCCAAGAAGAUGUGUGAUCUACAUACAUGGAGGUGUUGGCAUGUUUGGGACCAUUAGAGCUUAUGCAGCUGUAUGCCGUCGAUUAGCCCUAAGAAGUGGGACAAUGGUUGUGAAUAUUGGGUUUCGUUUAGGUCCAGAGCACCCGCAUCCGGCACAGUGUGAUGAUUGCUUAUCAGCCGUAGAACAUUUUCUAAAAGAAGCAAGGAAUUAUGGAGUGGACCCCAACCGCAUUAUCCUUGCAGGGGAUAGUAGUGGCGCAACACUUGCUGCUGUUGUUUGCAAUAACCUGGUAUCUAGGAAACAUACCCCCAAAAUCCAAGCACAGUUGCUGAUUUAUCCAUUCCUCCAGUCAGUAGAUCUUACAUUGCCUUCAUAUCAGCAGAACCCCUAUGCUCCCAUCUUGUCUAGGGAACGGGGAAUCCGACUUGCUGCAAGGUUCAUGACUGAAGAGAUGGUAGAUUUCAAAGGAAUGAUGAAGAAUGCUCAUGUUCCUGACGAAGUGGCAGUGAAAUAUAGGAAAUGGAUUAGUGCUGAUCACAUUCCAGAUGAGUUUAAGGUCAGAGGCUAUGUGCCAACAGUCCCUGCUCCAUUUUCAGAAAAGCUUUACAAGAUAUCUGAAGUAUCUUUUCAGCCAGAUAAUUGUCCACUUUUAGCUGAAGAUGACAUUGUACAACAGCUCCCUGAGACUUUCCUUUUGACCUGUGAAUAUGACAUACUUCGAGAUGACGGACUAUUGUACAAGAAACGGCUAGAAGAUAACGGUGUGCCGGUGACUUGGCUUCACCUAAAGAAAGGAUUCCAUGGAAUUAUGUUCAAAAUUGAUUUGAUUUUAUUUCAGUACCAAGAGGCAGAACAUGCAAUGAAACACAUAGUGGACUUCAUACAAAGGUUCUAAAAUUAAACUGCCUUCAACUGGAAACACCUGUGCCCCAUUACUUUGCAUGAAAUUGCAUUUGAGUUGUUUUCUUUGAAAGAUUUAUGUAAAGUCAGGAUAA
This is a messenger RNA of Eublepharis macularius, 1329 nucleotides long. RefSeq names its product arylacetamide deacetylase-like 3. Gene Ontology annotation, molecular function: carboxylic ester hydrolase activity. Lineage: Eukaryota; Metazoa; Chordata; Lepidosauria; Squamata; Eublepharidae. The transcript has 4 exons. Bases 21 to 1229 code for a protein of 402 amino acids. Gene Ontology annotation, cellular component: membrane. The record is from RefSeq and is a predicted model, not a curated record.